ACAAGAUUGGUUGAAGCAUAGUGUUGUCUCCAAUGGGGCUUCAUGGUGAGCGUGAACGAUGUCAGGGCUAGAUAAGCAGGUCAUCGUAAGGCUUGGAUCACAGCCAUCCAAUAUGGUCAGCACAUCACAGCAUAGUCCCUUGGUCGGUAGUUGAGGGCCGGUACGAGUACGCCAACCUAGGAAAUUCCUGGGUUGGAGGUGAAGGGGGUAAAGGAUACGAGCCACUUCACGAGUUGAAUAUGCAAGUUCCAAACGUCAUUACUAAUAUUGGCCGUGGGUCGGCCUGUAGAUAUCAGGCAUAUGCAGGUGCUUCUCGCCCGAGAGCUGUGCUUUGCGGAUCGUCCUGCACGGGACCUGGAUUUAGAUGGAAUAUAAAGUCCGGUGGGGUUGUCUCUAAGGCCAACUACAGUUCAACUUCAUCACCAACCUCAGCUACACCUACAGCCACUCAUACACCUUGCACAACACUCGGAGUUCGACGGUUCGAGGUUCAGACGCCGCGCAACAUCCAGGGACAUAGACGAUACCUCCGACUCGAUCCUACACCACAAACCGACAGAAGCAGAAGCAAACGCAAAAGCAAAAUGGCACCGCCGUACAAUGAUUUGAAGUACUACACUGCUGGGACGCCGAACGGCCUGAAACCCGCCAUCCUUCUCGAAGAGCUCGGCUUGAAGUACGAGACUCAUGCGAUUAAUAUCAUGAAAAACGAGCAAAAAGAGCCAUGGUUCAUCGAGAUCAACCCGAACGGACGGAUUCCGGCAUUGAAGGAUGGAGAUCUGCGCGUUUUCGAGUCCGGGGCGAUCAUGUUGUAUCUCACGGAUAUGUAUGAUAAGGAGAAGAACUUCACAUACCAGUACGGGACGGACGAGUACUACGAGAUGAUGAGUUGGUUGAUGUUUCAGAUGGGCGGCAUCGGACCUAUGCAAGGACAAGCCAACCAUUUCCGCGCAAUGGCACCAGUCUACUCGGCCUACGGAAUCAAGCGGUACAUUGAUGAGACCAAGCGAUUGAUUUCGGUGCUCGAAAUUCGCCUGUCCAAAGCAGAUUGGUUGGCUGGGGACAAAUACACCAUCGCCGACAUGGCGAGUUAUUCCUGGGUGCAAGGGGCGCCGCUAUUCUUGGACAUUGACCUCAGUGAAUUCCCUGGCGUCGACAAGUGGAUCAAGAGGAUUGGGGAGCGAUCAGCUGUGCAGGCAGCUAAGAAGGUCGGCUCGUCUUGGUCUGAUGAGCAGAUGAAGGAGAUGAUUGGGGGAAUGAAGGCCAAAAUGGAUGCGAAGAAGGGCACCGAGCAGGAAGAGGAAUCGUCCAAGAUCUGAGACAGUGAGUCAUGGGUAAUAAAGAUGUUUGGUACCGUAUGGAUCAAUAUUGAUACCCAGAAUCAGACACCUACCAGACACGCCAGAACUGUCUUUUAUGGACUGAAAGAUCGGGAUAUCAUUGAUCCGCGCUAUUUCAUCUUGCCAUCUUCGCGCCUUUACGGAUAGGCACAUCACCUUUGAUAUUCUGGCCGCUCACACUGAAGGAAUAGAUCGCAACAAUAGUAAGUCUAUUGAUCGCAUUCUCGUUAUUAGACUUUCGCGAGGUGAUGCCUUGCUGCUGGCAAGAUUCAGUGAGUCUUGACCGCCUCCCCAUGUUUUCAAUCAAUGAAGGACUGUGACUCAAUGGUCCUCGUGAACAAGGUAUAUCAAAGAAAAUGGGACCUUGGUAUUGAUCUGGUACAAGCAGCAUUUUCAGUGGGAAAACAA
Molecule: messenger RNA, 1748 nt
Organism: Exophiala xenobiotica
Lineage: Eukaryota; Fungi; Ascomycota; Eurotiomycetes; Chaetothyriales; Herpotrichiellaceae
Exons: 4
Coding region: 240-1319 (359 amino acids)
Source: RefSeq, a predicted model, not a curated record